Cydia strobilella is the source of this 1292-nucleotide messenger RNA. RefSeq lists its product as uncharacterized. Lineage: Eukaryota; Metazoa; Arthropoda; Insecta; Lepidoptera; Tortricidae. The record is from RefSeq and is a predicted model, not a curated record. The coding region runs from base 1 to 561 and encodes 186 amino acids. The transcript has 6 exons.
AUGGUCGCUUUCAGCAACAGUCAACCUCGCAGCGCGGACCCUGACAGCCGAGAUGCUGCCGAGCUGGUGACCACCGGAGUCUGUCAGUGUUCAGCAAGGAUGGAGCUGCCGGUGCUGGACAAGUUCUGCUUCAUCUUCCACCUGAGGACAGGAUGCAUCACCAUGGGCAUCAUGAACUCUAUCAUAACCUUCGUGCUAGCCGUAAUCCUGAUCACCUUCGCGGUGGACAUCAAGGCAGCAUCAGAGUCCAAAUCGGAAGAUGCCGUAUCUUCCGUGGUGUACACCAUAGUUGUGCUCAUGGUGGUGCUGCUGCUGGUCAAGUUCGUGCUGGAUAUGGUCUUCGUGUAUGCUGUUUAUAAGGAAAAGAGCAAUUUAUUGAAGAAGUACUGCAUCUUCUGGGUGGUGUUCCUGGUGUUGUUCAUCAUCGGCUUCCUCAAGAGUUUGUUUCACAUGGGCGCAGGGCACGUCAUCGCGCAGAUCCUCUUCUUAGCCGAAAAUUUCUACUACAUCGUCGUGAUUCGUAGCUAUCUCAUUUCGAUCCACGAAGACGGCAUGCUGUAAGUAUAGCCAUCUCGUUCACACUUACCUCACAAAGAUGUUGAAGUCGCGAGAUGGCACGACCAUGGACCAGGAGCCUGUUGAAACUGCGAGUGAAAUAAUGUAACUAAUUGAAGCCUUUUCAUUUGUCAUGUGUUAGCUCUGUCUCUCUCGGACCAUAGUAAAUAGAAUGAGACAGAUGAUAUUUGUCGCGUGACAAUUGAAGGCUUAAGUAUGCUAAAGACAAGUUUAUAAUAAAGACAUAUGUAGAGGUAAGAGUAGUAAGUUGUAUUUAAAGUAGUAUCAAUUCAUUAAAGUUUAGCGGUCUUCCGGUACGGAACUCUCAAAAUUGUGGAAAAAACGCAGUCUUUACUAAAUGCUUGUCUUUAAUUAUUGGUAAAUGAAGGAAUGAUCGUCAUUUAUAUCAGUUUUACUAUAUAUAUUAAGUGUAUUUUUUAUUAGUUUACACCUUCUGAAAAGCCAUUGUAUUUAUAUUAAAAAAUUUAUUUCGUGAACUUACUAAUUUUUAACCUGAAAUAAAUGUCAUAUACGAAGGAAAAAAUGAACAAAGCCUCCAGUGUCCAGAGCUGGAAUCGAACCAGCGUACCCCGUUUACCGGACAGGUGCCUGAACCGCUCGGCUAUCCGGUCACGGUGGCAUGGGUCGAAAUUUCCAAGUAUAUGACAAUUCCCGAAGGCUUGUGGCGCCCCCUGGCCAUCUCUAAGGUAGAACAGUAUGGUUUUGUUUUGUAACAA